AUGAUCCAUUCACCAUCGUUGCUUUGGGUAUGGAUGGCUGAGGGAUUUAUACAGGAAGAUGGAAGUCGAAGGUUGGAGGAAAUUGCAAACAGUUACCUGACGGAUCUAGUUGACAGAAAUCUUCUAAUUGUAGAAAAUAGGUAUGUAACGGGUGAUGUCUUUGUUUUUAAAGUCCAUGAUCUUGUGAGGCAGGUAUGUGUGGAAAAAGGAAAAGAAGAAAGAUUCUUCCUGAAAAUAGAAUCACCACCAUCUAAUCGUCUUUAUGAUUUCAUAGGAAAACAAAUCAACAAAUUGAAAAAUCCGAAAAAGGUAAUUACCACAAAUAAGCAACGUCGUGUGGUCACACAUCAAGAAAUUGACAUUAUGAGUUUGUGUCUUUCGACCACCCCGAGUAUUCGAUCGCUUUUGUGCAAUCAUAGGAAAACAACCUUAACUGAUAAUAUCUCAAAGUUUGUCCAAUCGUUUGCACUUCUCAGGGUGUUAAAUCUAGAAAGAUGUAGAUUGAUUGAUUUUUCCCCCGGUUUAGCAUUACUAGUUCACUUAAGGUACCUUGAAAUUUGGAUUUCAUUAUUCCCAUCGUCAAUAUGCAAUUUAUGGAACCUUCAAACCCUUAUUGUUCACACAACUUCUGGUUCUAUGGUUUUACCUAGUAGCAUAUCAAAUUUGGUGAAUCUGAGGAAUUUAGACUGUAAAGCAGAUCUUUAUCUUCCUUUUAUUGGAAAACCUAUGAAACUGGAAAAUAUUUCAAAUGUUGUGGUGGGAGUUGGGGUAGAUAGUUUUAAGAAAUGUUUUCCCAGUAUCAAUGAUCUUACAUGUACUCUUUACUCUGAUGAGGAAAAUGACUUUGAAGUACUCCAUCACCUACAAAUCUUGAAGAUAAUUGGAUCGGGCUACAGCAGAAGGAGAUCUGUUGAGCGAGAAUUUGUCAGAGGUGAACCAAACCUGGGAAAAUAUCACAUUAGGUUCCCUGCAACAGUGAAAGAACUUGAAAUUGUAAGGUGUGGUCUACCGUGGAGCGACAUGUCAAUCAUUCAGUCGUUACCUAAUCUUGAGAGUCUUGUAAUAACACACAAUGGAUUUGAGGGAACCCUGUGGGAAACAGGUGAGGAGCCGUUUCAACGACUGAAAUUCUUGAGAUUUGCAGGAUUAAAUAUCAAACAAUGGGAAGCCUCAAGUAUUAACUUUCCAUGUCUUGAAGAAUUACAGGUAGGGGUUUGUGAUGAUCUUAUAGAGAUACCCCUUGAAUUAGGUGACAUCUCAACGCUUGAGUAUAUUAAAGUUUUUUUUUGUGGUGCUUCUCUUCUUGUAUCCCUUCAAAAAAUACAACAGGAGCAAGAUGAUGUCGGAAACUAUGAACUGGAGAUCUUUGUUGAUGGAAGGAAAAUGCCCUCUUGUAUACCCAAGCAUGAUGAUUAA
Messenger RNA from Lactuca virosa, 1416 nucleotides. NCBI's taxonomy places the organism in Eukaryota, Viridiplantae, Streptophyta, Magnoliopsida, Asterales, Asteraceae. The record is from the annotation of a GenBank genome assembly.